AUGAGCCGUGAGGCGCGGAGUAUCUACGAGCGGAUCCGCGCGCGUCCGUGCCGCGUUGCGCGCGUGAUCAUCGCGGGGAACAAGCGCACAAAAGCGGCGAUCAUCUCCCGCAUCAUGGCGGGCGCGCUGGCGGAGCUGGCGGAAGCGGAAUCGGCGGAGGCGGAAGCGGCGGGCGGAAGCUUCGAGGAUCUGCAGUCGGCGCUGCUGCGCGCCAAUCGCGCGCUGCGCGGGCUGGGGGUGUUCGAGGAUGUGACUAUAGUGGUGGAUGCGCUUCCCGGGAACCCGCCUGGCACUGCAACGGUUGUGAUUAACGUGAAGGAGGAUAGCGUGUUAGCCGCUAACGUCGGCACGUACCUGCAGAGGGACGGGCGCACCAGUGAGGCGCGCAUAACCCUCAGGAACCUCCUCGGGUAUGCCGAGUCGCUCGACCGCGACCUGGGUCACUCGCUGCUCUCCGCUGUCCGAUACGUCUACAGCAUUGACAAGAGGGAUUCCCAGGUCCGCCCUAGGACGGGGUAUGCCAUGCGCGCCACAACAGAGCUGGCAGGGCUGGGUACAGACCCCAAGCUCGUCAGCUUCCUGCGCCAGGAGCUUGAGCUAGCAACAGCCCUGCCUCUCCCCAUCGCCAACGCUGCCUUCACCUCUUCCUUCCGCAUCGGCGCUCUCCUCCCCUGGUCCCUCUCCUCCCUCUCCUCCCUUCCCGGCCUAUCACGUUCCUCUCAACCACCCCCCUCUUCUGCCACCUCCGCCGCCUCCUCCGCUCCCUCCUCCUCUCCAUCCCUCCCCCACUCUCUCAUCAACGACCGUUUCUUCCUCGGCGGCCCCUCCUCCCUCCGUGGCUUUCAAGACCACGCAGUGGGGCCCACCGCUCCCCGCCCGGCCCCCUCCCGCGCACGCGACUUCCUGGGUGGCGAUCUCUCCCUCUCCGCUACAACUGCCCUCUCGUUUGACUUGCCGUUCUUAAAGCCCCUGCAGCAGGCGGGCGUGCACGGGCACGUGUUUGCCUCGGCCGGUGCGCUGCUGCCCCUGCAGAGUGUGUCUGGUGCUGCUGGGAGAGCGUGGGGAGGGGGGAGUGUGGGAGGGGAAGGAGGAGGAACAGCGGGAGGGUCGGUAGGAGGAGGAGUGGGGAAUCUGGCUGGGAGGGUGGUGGAGGUGACGAGGUCGGUGGGGAGGGAGGUGCUUGCUGCAAUGAGGUGCACGGCGGGAGUGGGACUCGUGUGGCCCACGCUCAUCGGUCGGCUGGAGGCAAACUACUGUUUCAUCCUGCGCAAGCACCCGCACGACGUUGCUGUGAAGCACGGCCUACAGGUUGGAUUCAACGCUGCUCUCUAG
Molecule: messenger RNA, 1332 nt
Organism: Closterium sp. Yama58-4
Lineage: Eukaryota; Viridiplantae; Streptophyta; Zygnematophyceae; Desmidiales; Closteriaceae
Source: the annotation of a GenBank genome assembly